Molecule: messenger RNA, 7695 nt
Organism: Larimichthys crocea (large yellow croaker)
Lineage: Eukaryota; Metazoa; Chordata; Actinopteri; Sciaenidae
Gene: mrtfba
Product: myocardin related transcription factor Ba
Exons: 15
Coding region: 560-3712 (1050 amino acids)
Biological process (GO): smooth muscle cell differentiation; positive regulation of transcription by RNA polymerase II
Cellular component (GO): nucleus
Molecular function (GO): transcription coactivator activity
Source: RefSeq, a predicted model, not a curated record
UCGUGGUCAGUAUUUAAGUCAUGAGAAUAAAUCUCCCUAGCUAAUGUGACACUUCCUUGUGACUCUUGUGUUGUUUCCACAUGCUCUUCAUUUCAGCUUAGAGAGCUAGUCGUUAUGUCCUUUGUUCUUCUUCGGAGCUGACUCACUCUUUUGACUAUCCUUCAGAAACCAUCUUAGUCCUCCACAUCAAGCCAUGUUGGGAUCGCCCACAGCCAGAUAGCGUACCCAUCUCAAACUAACAGAGUGAGAGAGGGAAGUGAAGAGAAGAGGGUGAGAAGGGGGUUGUGGCCCUGCAAUAAAAAAAAAGGAGUAAGGGAGGGGGGAGAGGAAUAGAGGACGGGACUAAUGCUGUGUCUGUAAUUUUUAGAAGCGUUGCAACACUGGAUUCUUAUCCUUCAGUUGAUCAUGUUACACUGCAGCUGACAGGAUAUCUAUCUGCUACAUUUUGGGGUGUUAAUAGAAAGGCUGUCAGCUCGGGAUCAGAUGACCUAAUCCAUCAGUUGUGUUUUGGACUGCUCGACAUGAAAGGAAUCUCGGUGUAAAAAAAAACAAAAGAACUAUGGCCUGUAUGGAGGUAGAGACACUCCGUGACUGCAGCACUGGGUUCAAAGCAGUCCUGCAGCUGAGGCUUCAGCAAAGGCGAACCCGGGAGCAGCUGGUUGAGCAGGGCAUCAUGCCACCUCUGAAGAGCCCAGCGGCUUUCCACGGGCAGAUUCGCAGCUUGGAGAGAGCCAGGACUGAGAAUUUCCUCAAGCACAAGAUCCGCAGUCGCCCAGAGAGAGCAGAGCUGGUCAGGAUGCACAUCCUGCAAGAGACCGGAGCAGAACCGUCUCUACAGGCCACCCAGAUGAGACUAAAGCGGGCCCGUCUGGCUGACAACCUGAAUGAGAAGAUCGCCCAGAGACCCGGCCCCAUGGAGCUGGUGGAGAAGAACAUCCUGCCGGUUGAUUCCACCCUUAAACAGGCCAUCAUUGUGGGCCAGGUGAACUAUCCUAAGGUGUUGGAUGAAGACAGCUGCGAUGCCCUGUCCCCAGAGCAGCCAGCAAGCCAGGAGUCUCAGUCUUCUGUCCCCUCUCCAGCAGAGAGCAAAGUGCCAGAGACGCCCUCUCCAGCGCCAGCACCAUCCCCGCUACUUAACACCAUCCUGCAGCCCUUCCCAGUUGCUACACAAGCAACAACAGACUUUGUGAAAGUGAUCUCCACCAGUGAGCCGCCUGCGAGCCGCCCAGCUGUUACUCCCGCGCAGCCAGUCACCACAGCUGCUCCUUCAAAACCAGGCCCAACACUGGUGAAACAAAGCCAGCAGAAGACACCUUCGGAGAAGAGCCGCAGCAAGAAGGGCAAAGAGCCUAAGCCCAGGGUGAAAAAGCUCAAGUACCACCAGUACGUUCCCCCAGACCAGAAGCAGGAGGCCAGCGAAGCACCCAUGGACUCCUCUUACGCCCGACUACUACAGCAACAGCAGCUGUUCCUCCAGCUGCAGAUCCUCAGCCAGCAGCAACAGCACUACAACUACCAGACUAUUUUACCAGCACCACUCAAACCUGUGGCCGAGGGUCAGAGCAGCAGUGCCAGCAGCCUGCCAACCUCCAUCGUGGUGUCUUUGCCCACUGCGCCUCAGCCUCCCCCAGUGGCUGCGGCCUCGGCUCGCCCCAACAACUUGCUUUCAAACCGCAAGCCAGGAGUCCUGCCUGCCAACCUGGAGGAGAUGAAGGUGGCAGAGCUGAAACUGGAGCUAAAGCUGCGUGGCCUCCCUGUGUCAGGAACAAAGACUGAUCUCAUAGAAAGGCUGAAGCCUUUCCAGGACAAUCCCAGCACCUCUGCCCCCACCACUGUUUCUUCCCCUGCUACCACCACCCUCUCCUCCAUCCCCAUGGAGGUCACCAGCACCACUACCACCCCGGCUAUAGUUGUUCCAGUCCAGCAGGUGGCUUCAGAGAGCAUGAACCCCACACCGCCUGUCUCACCCAAUCCCACUGAUCCCUCCGCCCACCAGCAGGACGUAGGCAUGUCUGAGGGUCCUUCUGAAGCACAAACUGUGAGUUCUGGCUGGGCAGGUCAGCAGCCCUCACCUCUCCCAUCUUUCCAUGUCCCGGAGGAAAAGGACAGGAGGCUCCAUGAGAAGGAGCGGCAGAUAGAAGAGCUGAUGAGGAAGCUUGAGCAGGAGCAGAGGCUCGUGGAGGCACUGAAGAUGCAGUUGGAGGUGGAGAAAAGGGCCGGCACCGCCGACUCUGCCUCUGUAUCUCCCAAACUGACCUCUGUGCCUGCCAUAAACCCUGUUUCUACUGUCCUGAACUCGAAUGUUGUAAAAAUGGAGGGUACAGUCCUGUCAAACUGUUCAUCCUCUACCGCUACAAUCCCUAACUCUAUCCUGGGCUCACAGACACUCUCCCCACUGCCCACAGUGGUCAAGUUGGAGGAUGUGACUGUUUCCUCUGGCAAGCCUCUCCAGCUCCAGACCCAGACUCAGCUCAUCACCCAGAUCCAGCCCCAAGUAACCACCAGCCCACAGCUACUCCCCCAGUCACAGAGAAGUCCCAAACUCCAGACCCAGCCCCAGCCCCAACCCGCAGCGCCCAGCCUGCAGCAGUUCUUCAUCAGCCACACAGGCGGGGUGUCCCAGGUGCUGGGUCAGCCUCAGACCUUAUUAACCACGACUGGCCAGGCUAGAACUCAGAUCCUCCUCCCAGUCUCACUCCCCAACAACGCUACUGCAAUUCAGCUGCCAAGCACCACUGUCAGCCUGCAGCCUGUUCUUCAGGCCACCGUCUCAAAUACAGGCCUGGUCCAGGCCUCAGUUCCUCAGCUGCAAACCACUAAGAUGGAGACGACACCCAGCCAACAGUUAGCCAACAAUAACCAGUUACUACAGACUCUGACUAUGUGCAAUAACACCACUGGUUUGGAGAACCAGACUAGACCUGAGAUGAAUCCUCAGUGUUUCCUGAGAAGCUCUCCAGAGAACAGAGUCUCUCCACGGGCUUCCCCCAACCACCACAUCUCCAACGGAUCCUUCAAUAAGCCUGCCUUCAUCCUUCAUCCUACCUCCCUUGUUACUCAGCCUCCCAAGACAAGAGAGCCUCCCCGCUACGAAGAGGCCGUCAAACAAAGCCGCAACAUGCACAUCAACAAUGUUUCCCAGGUUCCCACGGCAACCAGCCAGCAAAUGGAUGACUUGUUCGACAUCCUCAUAGAGAGUGGAGAAAUCACUCCAUUUAUCCAGCAUGACCCUUCAGUGUCCCUGACUAAGACUGUACCAGUCACAGCAAACAUCACCACCCUGCCGGUCAGCACCGCUCUCUCCAGGCCGCCUCCACACGUCCAGGUGGCUCCUCCGCCCACCUUGAGCCCGAUCAUCGGCCACAGCCUGCCCAGCCUAUCCUCGUUGGCCACGGACAAUCAGCUGGAGGCUUUUCUGGAGGGCACACUGGCCGAUACCCCUCCUGCAUCAGACCCACGCACACGCGGCCUAAUGGAGGAGCUGCAGGCCCAGCUGAUGGACCAGCAACCCUACUCGCCCAUGGACACAUCAGACCUGUCCUUCUGUGAUUCCUCCUCUCCUCCUUCCUCGCUUCACAUGGGCCUGUCUGACCCAGGCCUGGACAAUAUGGAGUGGCUGGAUCUCACCAUGCCACCAGGUCCCGCCGGAGCUCUCACACCACUGGGAAUCCCAACAGACUUCCUGGAUACACAGGACCUGCACUGGGACUGACUGAGGGACGGAUGAAAGAAGAAGAGGAAGAAGAAGAAGAAGAAGAUCGAGUCAGGAGAGUUGGCAGAGCAGCUGAGCCAGGAGCGAGCGAUGGAUGGAUGGAUGGAUGAAGAGGAGACGAAAAGUGACAGCCACAAAGAGGUUGAGUUUCAACAUUUUUAAAAAAGGAAGCAAAAAGAGUUGAAAACAUGGCAUUUGUGUGCCAUAUACAUCCAUACCAUCUGUAAUAUUCCCACUAUACUACAGUAAGAGACACUGUACAGGCAGUGCACUGAUUCAAGUUGAACUACAAGCAGGAGUUUGCACAGCUUUAAAGGCUGAACAGCCAGAGGAACGUCAUCACUAAGGUGAUCGUGGUCACCCGUAGUAUUAGUGAUAAAGGGAUUUAGGUAGACUUUUGUUUUUAGUGUCUGUGAUUUUAAUAAUCAUAAAGAGAAAAGGAGACAGAGCCAAAUGAAUACUGGUAGCUCAGACCAGACUGUUUGUAAAUAGUCUUUAAACCACACUAAUACCAGUUUCUCUCCUGAAAAGAGCCUGAAAAGCUGACAUCGCACGAUUAUCUCUACUGGAGGUUUGGCCGGUUGUCUUUCAGUGUGAACGCUGCGUCGAUUUUACUGUGUAAGCACAGUAACCACACAUAAAAAAGUUCAUAAAUACUUCUGAUGUGAAGGCCUUUGUUCCGCUGAAGUGCACCGAGCUAUGCCAGGUUGUAAAAGUUGACAGCAAAUAGACGACCGAUAAAAUUAGAUUAGAUUCUCUAUAAAGAUGCAACCGAGGCUUGUCAUGAUGUCAGCACAGCCUCACCACCUUCACCUGGGGAGACUUAGACUAAACCAGUCUAAGUGCGUUGAGGAGAAGCCAGUCUGAGGUGAUGGACAGUCCUACCAUUUUUUCCCUUUAUGACUGGAAGCCAGACGUGCUCAGUCAGUCACCGAGCCGGGUUUUAAAGGGAUUCGUAGCCUCCGAUCACACUGGUCCACUUCUUCACAUACAUGUUUGCUGACUAAUCUGAUUUAUUCUAUCAGAUGUGACUGUUUGUUUUUUCUUCUGACCUAUCACGACCCCCCUCCGGUCAAGCUGAUGAACCAAUGACUCUAAACGAACAAAAGACUCUUUGACGAACUUCAGUCGGACGACGAGAGGAGCGAGCUCCUCCAUCAACGUGAGAGCUAUGCACUAAAGAGGCAGGGAGAUCAGACGCCGCGCCUCAUUCGCCUCAGAACAAGGAAAUGUGAACUCUGCAUAUCCGAGGUAAUCGAUUUAAUAUGAAGUGAUCAACAUGGCUGUGAUCGGCAUAAAAAAAAAAGAUCAUGUGGCCAAAAUUCUCCAGAGAUACUGCAGUUGUUGCCCAAGUAUCUGAUUUUGAAUGUAAGUUUGAAAAGAUCAAAAAAUGGGACUUAAUUCACAAAGAUGGCAGCUCUUUUUUUUCUUCUGAUAGUAAACUGGCAUGAAACAGUGGAAAAGGGAACAAAUAUCAGUUUCUGACACAUGCAGACACACGUGAUAGGUGUGAACAGUGUGUGUGCUGCAAGUUUAUCAAGGAAUAAAGAUGUCUUUGGAGAAGGUGAGCUUUAUAUCUAGCUGUCCUACAGUAUCUCUGCACUUUGUUUGUGUGUCAAGAGGGAAAACAUGCGAGUUAACCCGUAGCUCAGAAGUUAGUCUGCUUAAACAGCCCUUUUAUGGAGCAACCAACCAUCGUGUGGAGGUAUCGGAUUACUCUAAAGUAAUAUUUGGCCGCUGAAGCAGUCUAACUUGUGUUGCGUCAGCUGCCGAGGCCUGCGGACAAAGUUUCCUGACUUUGAAUGAAUGGGUGCGUGACAGAAGCAAGAAAGCAUGUUUGUGUGUGUGUGUACGUGUGGACUUUGUCUUCCUGUCUUUUGCAUGUUACACCCGUGUCUCUGUGUGCAUGAUUGUACUCUCGCGUUUAAUCCCGGGCUCUUGGGAGCUCUUUUUUUUCCCCCCUCAGCUGUCGCUCACAAGCUGUCUGAAGACAUUCGCUAAUAUCUAUGAAAUCAAAUCAUUCAUCAACAUAUUUUAGACUUUUCCUCUUCAAAAGGCUUCUGAUGACUGUUUACUGUUUUUUAUCCGUGUCGUUCAGUUCAGUCAAACACGCACAGACACCUUUCAGGUGUGAUAACGCAGCGGGGCGUUGGUUAAAGAGGGCUCAGCUACUUUUUAAAGCCGUCUGUUUCUCUUUAUAACAGAUUAUGUCAUAUCCCACUCAAUGUUUGCUUUUCAAACCUAAAUGUUGAGUUACUGGAACUUUGAAAUCAUUAUUUUUAGAUGUCUUUUUAAAAAAAAAAAAAAAAGUCCAGUAAAAUCACAUUCAACAUUUUAACCACUUUUUUUCCCUGUCAUUACGUCCACGGGCACUAGAGGGCGCUGCCUCUCUUUUAAUCACAGCAGCAUUUUUCAGCUAAUUUCUAGCAGGGAGAAAAAAAAAAGUCUUUGCAGUUUUCUUCUGUGUAAUGCUGAUUUGCUGUUCACAUUAGCAAUACUGUGGUGACCUGAGCAAAAAACUGAUCCAAGAGCCCUUUAUAUCAACGCUGUGUGACGCUCUCACUGCUGCACUUACACACUUGUCAUCAGAUCAGGCCAACGCAUGAAUGUGCCCAAAUCUGAAAACACCUAAAAGAGUUGCGCCAAAUAUACUGCACAGACCUGCUUCUGGGGCUUUUGUUGUUGUUUCACGUUGUUUCUACAAACAUGCUUGAGUCCCAUUCAGUGGGUCAUUCUCUCGGUCACCUCUGGUUGGUGCACCUUUUGGUUUAGUUCAGUUGUGUCGGCGUGUCCGGACCCUGCAAUACCUGCUUGCAGGUUCUAUUUCUUUUGCUGCGAGUGUUAAAUCCUAGGUGGGAUGAACAGUAAGAAUCGCUAGUUGAUUCACGUGUAUCCUAGAAGAGAUGAGGAGUUCAUAGUGUGUGUUUUUGUUUUAUUCUGUUAGCUUUAAGGCUAUCAUAUUUGAUAUUUUGUUGCCAAAAAGGCAGUGGAACAUAUUAUCACAUUUUGUUCGUUUUCUCACGUUUUUUUUGUUUUUGUAUUUAUCACUUUUUUUAGGGUUGAAAAUUAAAAGACAAAAACAUUUAAUCUUGUUUUCAUGCUUAUGUAAAAUCUGUAAAAGAAGAUUUUGUGUGUAUAUUUUUGGUUUGCAGAGUUUUUCUUUUCGUUUUAUUUUUCAUAUCGGACAUAGACAAACCUCUUGGCUGCAGCAAAUCUACACAUGUAUGUGAUUUUACGCUCAAUGUGACACCACUUACCUUCGGCAAUUGUGGUCGCUUAUUGGCCAGACCGAGACAGCUAAAAGCAAUAAUGGCUGCUCUCCCCUUGAUAUACUGUACUGUAUGUCAGAUCCUGCCUUGAUUUUAUUAAUGUAAGAGCUUUUACUACAGAGGAAUACAAUUUAAAAGUUCAUAAGCACUUAUAUCUGAGUGGUUGAAUGAGGGUAACCCUCUCAUGUUGGAGGUUUGUUGAAGCACCAUCAGUCUGUAGAACCUCCAAAGGUUCCUUCAGCGUUCCUGUCGGCUUCUUUACUUUCAUAGUUGGAGUUAACAGGUGUUGGCUCAGGCUUCCCCACAUUGACUUCAGCUCUCCCGCAUGUCCUCAUUCAACUGCGUCAUUUAUCAUCACGUAAACAUUGUACUCUUUUCGGUGGAGAAGCCGAACUUCAGAACAUUCAAGACGUUUCGAUAAAAUGCAUGUAUUUAUGGACAUUAGUGGAAGCACAGAUGAGGCACGAGUUUCUCCAACCUCAGCUGAUUUCCAUCCUCCAUUGUAGCCGAGUCUCCUGUCCAUCUCCAUCACACAUGCCACGCCUCUUGUUUGUAUGCCAUAUGUUUUGCACAUUGUGUACAUAUUUAUAUAGAUGUAAUGCAUAUUUUUAUACAUGUGUAACAUCCAUGGGUUCUCUAUUUUGUAAAUACUCAAAAAGAUGUAUAUAAGUACUGUAUGCCUUUAUGUGUCAAUAAAAUUUGGUGUACUGUGAA